GGUUAGCGGUGUGCGUGUGACGCACUUUUUCGCGGGCGGGCGCGCGCGAGCGAACGUGUUUCAGGUGGCCUGGGGAAGGAUCACGUGCCGUGGGGGCGGGGCUGGAGGAGCAGCUGACGGAGCUGGCGAGUGUGGAGUUCGGUGGGUACAACUAGAAGGUGAAGUAAAUAAUGCACCAAUGAUUGAAUAUUGCCAGGCUUUCUUAACUCAAUGACAUCUGUGCCAAUGAUACCAGACUCUUACAGCCAUGUAUUGGCAGAACUUGAGUGUUUGGAUCCAUUGCUUUCUGCACUCAGGUUGGAUUCUAGUCGUCUGAAGUGCACAUGUAUAGCUGUGUCUCGGAAAUGGCUGGCUCUGGGCAGUUCAGGAGGGGGAUUAAACCUGAUUCAGAAAGAAGGCUGGAAACAGAGGCUGUUCCUCACUCAUAAGGAAGGUGCCAUUUCCCGGGUUGCCUGUUGUUUACACGAUGAAGAUUAUGUUGCUGUUGCCACCAGUCAAGGCCUUGUAGUGGUCUGGCAACUCAAUCAGGAGCGUCGUGGAAAGCCAGAGCGGAUUUAUGUUUCCACUGAGCACAAAGGCAAAAAAGUCACAUCUCUUUGUUGGGAUACAGCCACACUUCGAGUUUUUGUAGGAGAUCAUGUGGGAAAAGUGUCUGCUAUCAAGAUUAAUACAUCCAAACAAGGGAAGGCAGCGGCUGCUUUUGUGAUGUUUCCAGUUCAGAUUAUAACCACUGUUGACUCCCGUGUAGUUCAGCUUGAUUAUUUGGAUGGAAGACUGCUUAUUUCUUCACUUACUCGCUCCUACUUGUGUGAUACUGAGAGAGAAAAAUUCUGGAAAAUUGGUAACAAAGAAAGAGAUGGAGAAUACGGUGCCUGUUUUUUCCCAGCUGGAAAGAGUUGUGGGAGCCAGCAGCCAUUAAUAUAUUGUGCACGUCCUGGGUCAAGGAUGUGGGAGGUGAACUUUGAAGGGGAGGUGCUAAGUACCCAUCAAUUCAAACAGCUGCUCUCGUCGCCUCCUCUCCCGGUUAUUACUCUAAGGUUGGAUCCUCAGUAUAAUACUUCCGCCUGCUCCCUCCAGUCUUUGUCUUUCCCAAAACUGUUAUAUUUGACCGAGCACUGUGUUAUGUCGUGGACAGAAAGAGGCAUUUAUGUCUUCAUUCCUCAAAAUGUUCAAGUUUUACUUUGGAGUGAAGUAAAAGAUAUCCAGGAUAUAGCAGUGUACAGAAAUGAGUUGUUCUGUCUGCAUACGAAUGGAAAAGUCUCGCACUUCUCUCUUCUGCUAGUGGAGCGUUGUGUAGAACGUCUGCUGAGAAGAGGUUUCUGGAGCCUUGCUGCCAGAGUCUGCUGUCUCUUCCAGAACUCUAUUAUUUCCUGCAGAGCAAGAAAAUUUUUGCCUCUAGACAAACUAGAGCACUUGAAAUCGCAGCUGGACCUCUCAACCCAAAGUGAUGUCAUUAGCCAACUGGAAGAAUUGAUAUCAAAGCUGGAACCUUUAGAUUCUGCAUGCAGCAGUAGAAGGAGCAGUAUUUCAUCACAUGAAAGUUUCAGUGUCUUAGACUCUGGAAUUUAUCGUGUUAUUAGUCGAAGAGGCAGUCAGUCAGAUGAAGACUCUUGUUCCUUAAACAGCCAAACAUUGUCAGAAGAUGAGAGACUUAAAGAGUUUACUACACACCAGGAAGAAGAGCAGGUGGAGCUUGACAACGUAUCUCAUGCUUCUGUGGUGGUUGAGACUGAUCGGAAUGAGACUUUUCUCCCAUUCAGUAUUCCAUUGUCAUUUCGUUCACCAUCUCCUCUGGUCUCCCUCCAAGCUGUCAAGGAAAGUGUUUCCAGCUUUGUACGCAAAACUACUGAAAAGAUUGGCACCCUUCAUAUGAGUCCUGAUGUCAGAGUGAGGCAGGAAAUGAAAGAUGAUGAUGAGUCUCAUGAAGUGACUGCUAGUAUAGCUGCAUACUCCCAGGAAGAAGAUGAAAAUGAUUUGGAGCUACAGAGCCAGCCUCAAGAAGAGGACCGGCUAAGAGAUCUCAAGAUAGCAACAACAGAAGCUACAGACAAACUGCAAGAUCCACUGGUUUUGUUAGAACCACAAUGCUUGAGAGGAGUUUUGCAUGAGUGGUUUUCGUAUCUGGAAGAAACAUUUGGUUUCAAAGAACCUUCCUUUUCAGAUGACUGCUUAUCCAUUAAGGAAGAUAAGAAUGUGCUUGCUGAAGAACAGAGCGAGGUUUUAGAAGAAAAUAUUGAACCAGAUCAACACAGUGAAGAUCAUGUAGGCAAAGGACAGACAGAUGCUUUGCAAGGAAAUAUUGGACAGGAUCAAACUAGCGAAGCUCAUUUUGGCAGAGAAGUAUGUGAAAACGAUGCCAGUUCAAAGGGAGCCUCAGACCAUGUCUUUCAAGUGUAUCCUCCAUGUCUCAUAGCACGCGAUAUUCAAAAGGACCUAGUAGAGUUGACGACGUUAUGUUUUGAAUUAAAUGUGUUUCCUUGCAAGAAUGGGAAUGUGAAAGAAAGUGCUGAACAGGAUUUACAGCUAACAGUGUCAUGGGUCUUGGCUUGUCAGUUCAUAAAGGACUAUUUCUUUCUCCUGGACUUAAAAAGACUGAAGCGAUGUAUUACAAUCAAUUACACUAGCAGUCCCAGUGUUUGGGAAACUUACAUUGAAGGAUUGAAAGAACUGACUCACGCUAGUCCAGUGACUUUGGCAAUGGAAAAUGGAGAUAUGUUGAAAAUAUUAAAACUGUUAAAUGACUUGGGGCCCUGGGAUAGUCCUCUGUUGUUGGCACAUGCUCAAAGGCUCUAUGAAAAGUUUGGGGAAACAGCUGUAAGGCCCUUGAUCAAGUUCUACCCAUCAAUCUUGCCCUCUGACAUCAUGCAGCUUUGUAGACAUCACCCUGCCCACUUUUUAGCAUAUUUAGACAGCCUUGUUAAAUCAAAGCCAGAAGAUGAAAGGUCGUCCCUGCUUCAAUCUCUUCUUAAUCCUGAAGCAUUGCGACUGGAUUGGCUUUGUUUGGCAGUUUCUCAUGAUGCUCCACAAAGAACAAAUACGGUGGAUUCUGAAGGAAACCCUAGACCACGUUCACAUUUGUUUACCUGGGGCUAUAGCCAACUGAUUUUGCUUCUGAUUAAACUCCCAGCUGAUUUUGUAACAAAAGAGAGGAUGGCUGACAUCUGCAAGUCAUAUGGCUUUUGGCCUGGUUAUCUCUCUCUCUGCUUGGAACUGGAUAGAAGAAUAGAAGCCUAUACUAAUAUUGUUCAUUUGGAUGAUAUGAACCUGUUGGAUGGAGAACAUGGCUCAAUUCCAGAGACUGUGGAAGAAUGGAAGUUCCUUCUCCAUCUUGCACAAAGUCGCAGCACUGAUUUCCACUGUCAUGGUACACAGAAUGGGAAUACUAUCGGCAAUGGUAGCACUAAUUGGUCAAACUGCAUUACUGUUGAAAAUGUAGCUCUUUUGUUGGCUAAGGUAAUUGGUCCAGAUCGUGCCUUGCCAGUACUGCAGGAGUGUGAUUUGACGGCAGAAUUGUCUGAGAGAUUUACCAGGAUCUGCGAAAUACUGAGAAUUGCUGAAAAAAGGCAAAGAGCCCUGAUACAGUCCAUGUUGGAAAGGUGUGACCGUUUUCUGUGGUCUCAGCAGGCAUAGCAAAUAUGCCAGGAAACAGUGAAAUUGCCUCUUAAGUUUUCAUCACCUCUAAGAAACAAACUCUUGUCCACACAAUAAUGUAUUCAGCUACACUGCAUGAAAAUAGCACCUGAAUUGAGUUUUCUUCUACAGCUCUUCCUAAAUAGUUUAAAAUGUGCUUUUAAAACAGGAUUCAGAAAUUGUUAGAUUGAAAUACUCCGAUGUUUGUUGAAAUUAAGACCACAAGUGUCCUAACAGAUUUGGUUUUUUUACAAUAGGAUUAAAAGUGCUGAAUGAAUUUGGUAAUAACUCUGAAUGAAUUAAAACAGUUGGUUAAAAGUAUAGUCCUUUGAACAUUAAAUUAGGUUUGAAAAUAGUGCAUUUUGCCUUCCGCAACUCUUCUGUAGGUUGGUUAAGAUGUAAAUUUCAAAAGGAUUAAUUCUGUGUAUAUUGCCAGCAUGAGCACCCAAACUGUUUUCCCAUCUGACAUUCACUUUUGUCAAUAGCUGCAGUGAAUGCAUGCAAGAAUGCAGAUUUUUCCUUAAUUGUAUAGAAUAUCUACUCUUUUGAUUUAUUUAUUGGAAUAGCUACAGCUUUAUCUUAAGAGCUAUGUAAAAUAAUGUUAUGGGGUAUUGAUUGCAUAGUGUAGAAAUAUGCAUUAAAUCUUUGAAAUACUCAUUUAUUAAUAGACCACUGGAAAAAAGUGUAAACACAGCAUUUGUAAAUUGUAGGAAUCUGUCACGAGGUCAUCUUCAGAUGAGUUACCACACAGAUCAACAUAUCUUUAGAUGUCAAUAUUUCAUAACUGAUUUUUUUAUCUUUUUGGAAGAAAUAAUGCAACUGCAUACCUUUUUGUCUAAAUUGCCUUUUAAAAAGUAUUUUAAAGGGAGGCUGUCAAGUUAAGAAUCAUAUUUUUAAAAAACCUUUACCACUGUUAAGAUAAACAUUAGAUUAUUAAAACUGAAUAUUUAAAACACCCAAUUUUACUUAAUCAUUUGCAAAAAAUAGCUUUAUACCUCUUCUGUUUACUCUGAACUUCCUAGAGCUGAGAUAGUGAAAACAGACUAGUGAGAUUACUUUUGGUUUUAGCUCAUUUCAAUUUAGAGCCUUAUUCACUAGCACAAUGCUGUCUUUUUUUUUCCUCCUACACCAGCAUUUUCUGAGUAAAUUUAUUUGACAGUAUCCCUUUAAAAUAAGAGCCUUUAUAUGUUUUAUGUAUAUAGUUUUGUCUCCAUUGUUUGCUGCAUUCCAAAUUAAUGAUUUUAUUUUAUUUAAAAUUUAAUUAUUUUUUGGUCAAUGUAAGUUUUAUCUGUAAAGUUUGGUCUGAUAUAUAAAACUGCAGUUGGAUGGGUAACCUCUUUGUCUCAAUUGCGAGAACAAGUCACUCCCUUAUGAUGGAGCGUUUCAUAGCUCCUCUGGUGUGGGAAUAAAUGUCUACAGAAAUAGGUCCAGUGACAGGUAUUUCAUACCUUAAGGUUCCUGUCUGUGAAAAGCCAACAAAACGUCUUCUUUCGACUUCAGUAUUUCCUGGGGUAGAGAUUUUCAGCUAAAGUUUGGAAACAGCACAAAUGUGCCAUCCUAUCCCUUCAGACACCCCAUGGUCUUAUUUAUCAUAGGUGUAAAAAGGAUUGGAAGUCAGCAGGGCCGGCUCCAGGUUUUUUGCUGCCACAAGGAAGAAAAAUAAAAGCUGCCCCCAAAGGGCUGGAAUGCUGCCCCUUGAGAAGUGCCGCCCCAAGCACAUGCUUGGAAUGCUGGUGCCUAGAGCCGGCCUUGGUAGUCAGAUACUCCUCUGCCAUCCUAACUUUGGUAUUGAUAUGCCAUGAGGCUUAGAACAAAUCAUUUUACCUUUCUGUGCCUGUUUCCCUACCUCUAAAAUGAGGACAUUUCUACCUCAUGUGGGUGUUAGAAUUAAUUGGUUCAGUUUUAUACAGCACUUCAAAGAAGUAAAGAUCUAUAUAAGAAGUAAAAUUUAUAUAAGUGGAAGAAUCAUCUGUCUCAGGAAAAUACAGAACCAGUUCUCUUUGGGAAAAGUCUAGUGAAAUCUCUUCAGCUUAGAGGGUGAAGAUGUCAUGUCAGGAAAAACAGCUGAAAGCUUUGUGUACAUAAUGACUUUUAUUUUAAAAUGCACAGUUAACAAUGCUGACUUUUACAAUAUAUCACAAACUUUCUUUCAAAGAGCUUGUUUUUCAUUUUGCAUAGCACUGUUAGUAUUAACCACUAUUAUACAAUAUUUUUAAGUGUAUUGCACCUAAAAUGAACUUGUAUUCAUGGUUUCAACUAAUUUUAAGAGGUUUCAAUAAAAAAAAGUGUUUCUGA
Molecule: messenger RNA, 5925 nt
Organism: Mauremys mutica (yellowpond turtle)
Lineage: Eukaryota; Metazoa; Chordata; Testudines; Geoemydidae
Gene: HPS5
Product: HPS5 biogenesis of lysosomal organelles complex 2 subunit 2
Exons: 23
Coding region: 211-3630 (1139 amino acids)
Biological process (GO): developmental pigmentation
Cellular component (GO): cytoplasm
Molecular function (GO): protein binding
Source: RefSeq, a predicted model, not a curated record